Messenger RNA from Closterium sp. Yama58-4, 2037 nucleotides. NCBI's taxonomy places the organism in Eukaryota, Viridiplantae, Streptophyta, Zygnematophyceae, Desmidiales, Closteriaceae. The record is from the annotation of a GenBank genome assembly.
AUGCUGUGUUGUGUCCCCACGCGUGUGGUGUCCCCACGCGUGUGGUGUCCCGACGCGUGUGGUGUCCCCACGCGUGUGGUGUCCCCACGCGUGUGGUGUCCCCACGCGUGUGGUGUCCCCACGCGUGUGGUGUCCCCACGCGUGUGGUGUCCCCACGCGUGUGGUGUCCCCACGCGUGUGGUGUCCCCACGCGUGUGGUGUCCCCACGCGUGUGGUGUCCCCACGCGUGUGGUGUCCCCACGCGUGUGGUGUCCCGACGCGUGUGGUGUCCCGACGCGUGUGGUGUCCCGACGCGUGUGGUGUCCCCACGCGUGUGGUGUCCCCACGCGUGUGGUGUCCCCACGCGUGUGGUGUCCCCACGCGUGUGGUGUCCCCACGCGUGUGGUGUCCCCACGCGUGUGGUGUCCCCACGCGUGUGGUGUCCCCACGCGUGUGGUGUCCCCACGCGUGUGGUGUCCCCACGCGUGUGGUGUCCCCACGCGUGUGGUGUCCCCACGCGUGUGGUGUCCCCACGCGUGUGGUGUCCCCACGCGUGUGGUGUCCCCACGCGUGUGGUGUCCCCACGCGUGUGGUGUCCCCACGCGUGUGGUGUCCCCACGCGUGUGGUGUCCCCACGCGUGUGGUGUCCCCACGCGUGUGGUGUCCCCACGCGUGUGGUGUCCCCACGCGUGUGGUGUCCCGACGCGUGUGGUGUCCCGACGCGUGUGGUGUCCCCACGCGUGUGGUGUCCCCACGCGUGUGGUGUCCCGACGCGUGUGGUGUCCCCACGCGUGUGGUGUCCCCACGCGUGUGGUGUCCCGACGCGUGUGGUGUCCCGACGCGUGUGGUGUCCCGACGCGUGUGGUGUCCCGACGCGUGUGGUGUCCCGACGCGUGUGGUGUCCCGACGCGUGUGGUGUCCCGACGCGUGUGGUGUCCCGACGCGUGUGGUGUCCCCACGCGUGUGGUGUCCCCACGCGUGUGGUGUCCCCACGCGUGUGGUGUCCCCACGCGUGUGGUGUCCCCACGCGUGUGGUGUCCCGACGCGUGUGGUGUCCCGACGCGUGUGGUGUCCCGACGCGUGUGGUGUCCCGACGCGUGUGGUGUCCCGACGCGUGUGGUGUCCCGACGCGUGUGGUGUCCCGACGCGUGUGGUGUCCCGACGCGUGUGGUGUCCCGACGCGUGUGGUGUCCCGACGCGUGUGGUGUCCCCACGCGUGUGGUGUCCCCACGCGUGUGGUGUCCCCACGCGUGUGGUGUCCCCACGCGUGUGGUGUCCCCACGCGUGUGGUGUCCCCACGCGUGUGGUGUCCCCACGCGUGUGGUGUCCCCACGCGUGUGGUGUCCCCACGCGUGUGGUGUCCCCACGCAUGUGGUGCCAUGGACGCAAGGGCAGCCUCAAGGGCGCCUAACGGAUGAGGGCAAAGGCAAGGAGGGCGGUGUGUGGGAGGAAGGAGAGCGGGCUUUGAGGGAGGAGAUGGGCGUGAAGGAGGAGAUGAGUGUGAGGGGGGAGAUGGGUUUGAGGGAGGAGAUGGGUGUGAGGGAGGAGAUGGGUGUGAGGGGGGAGAUGGGUGUGAGGGAGGAGAUGGGUGUGAGGGAGGAGAUGGGUGUGAGGGGGGAGAUGGGUGUGAGGGAGGAGAUGGGUGUGAGGGGGGAGAUGGGUGUGAGGGGGAAGAUGGGUGUGAGGGAGGAGAUGGAUGGGUGUGAGGGAGGAGAUGGGUGUGAGGGGGGAGAUGGGUGUGAGGGAGGAGAUGGGUGUGAGGGGGGAGAUGGGUGUGAGGGGGAAGAUGGGUGUGAGGGGGAGGUGGGUGUGAGGGAGGAGAUGGGUGUGAGUGAAGAGAUGGGCAUGAGGGAGGAGAUGGGUGUGAGUGAGGAGAUUGGUGUGAGUGAGGAGAUGGGUGUGAGUGAGGAGAUGGGUGUGAGUGAGGAGAUGGGUGUGAGUGAGGAGAUGGGUGGGAGUGAGGAGAUGGGUGUGAGUGAGGAGAUGGGUGUGAGUGAGGGAGGAUGUGGUUGCAUCGAGGGAUGUGGGCGGCAGCUGAACUUCAGGGAAGGGCUGUGA